CCACCCUAACGACGAACCGAAGCCAAGAAGCUUGAGAGCUCUUGCGUUCACCACGGCACUUCGCUACCGUGUGGGAGAGGCGGUUUGUGGUGGGAAAAGAGACCUAUAAGGCAGGAUCUGACCAAGAAGGCUAUGAUUCGAGGCCAAGCGUCUUAGUCCACAGCAGAGUAGUGUGAAAGUAGCGACCUUGGCUUGGGUCUCUGGCCAGCAUGAGCGAGUUGAACGAACAGAUAAUCGAGUUGACCAUUGAGGCUCUGACUGGAACAAUCUACGACCUGUGCGUGAGUCCGUUCGAGACGAUCCUCGGCAUCAAAAUGAAGAUCCAGAGACUUGAAGGGAUCCCGGUGUACCAGCAGCAGCUGGUUCACGGGAACACGGAGCUCCACGAUGAGUUUUGUCUGGAGGAGUACAGCAUCGGGUCAGGGGCCCAACUGAAGCUUCUGGUAGCCAUGCGAGGAGGACCGAUACACGCUCACAGAGUUCAACUGGAGGACCCAACUCUGCUAGAGAUAGCAGAGGUCCUCGAGGCCCAGGACUCUGACCACAAGUACACAGUGAUGCUGCUCACGGAGGAAGAUGCGUUGGAAAUGGCAGAGUUUGUUGAUGUAGUUGCGGAAGAGAGUCCAGGGCACGUGAGUCCUCUCCCACAGGCCACUGCCACUGAGGACACAGCAUCCUCUACUGCACUUAGCAAGGUCUGCUCUCUCUAUCCCUUCUCCUCUUUGCCUUGCAAUCUCAUUGGUGUCUCCGUGGUCACCCGUCUGCCCGUAGGCUACUCGUACCAAGAUGCAAGACCUAAUGACUCGCCUGAGGAGCACCCGGAAGCUGCCCUCAUUGGAGGUACAUGGUAAUCAUCGCCUCAUCCACAGUCGCUGCAUGCUCUCUCUCAUGUACACCUGCUACAGACUGGCGACAAUGACCCCCACCUUCACAGAAGAGGCACCUCUACUAAACUGUUUAUUCUGGACAGUCGAUCUCCAAGUCAAAUCCUCCACUCCUCCGCACCCUCUCCAGUCACACCACACCAAGUGGCCACACCCACCAGCUCCAGCACCCAAUCAGCAGUCCACAGGAAACUGGUGUACUCACAAAACACUGGGACAUGUACAGAGUCACGAGGAGAACAGGGAUGCCAUGUCUCUCAUCACAAGACCACUGAGCAGAGAGUGUGUCCUGGAGCCUCAGAGCACAGUGUGUCCUCCUCGGGUCACCACUCGGGUCACCACCCCCUCAGACUGACAGACAGACACCAGAGAGGCUGGAGACGAAGACAACGACUGCGCCGACCAAGCUGCCUCGCCGACAAGUCACUCAAACACUGCCACACAGACGUAGGUGAGCUGGCUCUAGAGAUGACCCAGCUGGGACUGAGGGAGACUGGGGAGAAGAGAGGCCAGAGAAAGAGAGGUGUAACAGAGAGACCACUGCUGCCCAAACUCUCCUCUUCCUCAUCUUCUCAUUCUCACCAACCCAACCUCAGCGGCUCUGGGGUACCUCGACUUCCUGAAAUAUCGCUAGGCCACGCCUCCUGUCUGACAGGAAGUGGGCGGAGUCACACUCGGCCCCAGUGUGCACACUGUGGCAAGAAAGUUGGGCUGGCUGCCACAUACACAUGCAGGUGUGGCAGGGUGUUUUGCUCGCGACAUCGCUAUGCCGAGUCCCACAACUGCUCCUUUGACUACAAGUCACACGGCAGAGAGACAAUUGCCAGGGGCAACCCCCUUGUUGUGGCGACAAAACUUCCGAAAAUAUGAUAAAUGUGUCAUCACCUAUGUUUUUGUGUGUCGCGCGCCCCGAGUUACCGGAAGUCGUUACGCGCUACCGGAUAUUUCCGUAUAUAUAUUCCCGGAAAACGUCACGAUCUUUUGCAACAGAGAGCACGCAACCGCUAAAAGGAACGGUUGUGUAGCACAUCUGCGCUCUCCGUCCGUUAUUUGCGAGUGAAGCCGGGAAGAUAAGAAGUCAACGACCAGAAGAAGGCACGGGGAUCUUGUUUCUGGAGAACUGACGCCAUGAGAAGGAAGGAGCCCUGGCUCUACAAGAAGUCCGGACCAACCUGCACUGCUGAGCACUGGUGACAGAGGAUGCUCAAACCUCCUCGUCUCCUUCUCAUCUUGUUUCCAGAAAACAGGGCGUGUGUGUUUUGUCCGUGACACUCGCCAGUAAGCAGCUACGUUGCAAAGCCUCUUGAUCCCUGCGGUCAGUACCCCCUACCCCUCCUCCACCUCCCUCCCUCCCUCCCUCGGUUCUCCACGAACCCAAACACUUCUUCCACAAUACAAAAUGCAAGCGCCCAGCUGGACCGACUUCCUCCAGUGCUCCGUCUGCACAAACCGCUACAACACGACCUCCCUCCUCCCCAUUAGCCUCAGCUGCGGACACAUCAUCUGCAAGAAAUGCCUCACAGAGUUCAUGUCACGGGUCUGCCCCUACGAUAAGACGGCAAUUAGUCCCAAUGCCGAGCGGCUCCCCCAUAACAGCGCUCUGCUCUGGCUCCUAGGCGAUGGAGGAGGAGGGGAGGAGGGAGAGAGUUGUGAGUCUGGUGACUUCUCCCUCCUCGGGCUCACCCCCGAGGACCUGGAGCUGUUCAAAUCCUCGCGCAACUCUAUCAGGAAAGCAGCUGUGUACCUCCAGCCUCUAGCGGAGCCCGGCAGCAGUCAGAUCAUCCAUUACCUCACUCGCCCCAUGCUCAAGAAGUUGGUGACUGUCGUCAGCUGUCAGUUCCUGGAGGCGGAUGGCCGGGCGCGAGUUCUCCGCGCGACUCGCUCCAUUACGGACCGCACGGUCACGGAGCUGCUGGUGAUGCACCAGAACCAGCAGCAGAUCUCCACUCUGCUCUGGUCCGCCAUCCGGAGCCGCGGUUGCCAGUUCCUCGGGCCCGUCAUGCAGGAAGAGGCUCUCAAGCUGAUCCUGAAGGUCCUGGAAGGAGGGGCUUUCCUCUCUCGCAAGAACAUUGUCCUCUACGUGGUUCAGCAGCUCCAGCAGCAGGAGUUUCACCAGGCCUCCAAGACCAGUGUGGGACAUGUCGUCCAGCUUCUCUACAGAGCUUCUUGCUUCAACGUUGAGAAAAGAGACGAAGAUUCUUCUAGAAUGCAACUCAAGGAGGAGUUUCGGACGUACGAGGCUCUGCGUCGAGAGCACGAUGCCCAGAUAAUUCGAGUUGCCAUGGAGAGUGGACUGAGGAUCAGCCCGGAGCAGUGGUCUGCCCUGCUCUAUGGCGACCAGAAACACAAGUCAGACAUGCAGUCCAUCAUCGACAAGCUCCUCUCUCAAGGGAUAGCCACCUCCGGCCUCAGUGAGCUAAUAGUCGCCAUACGCCGAUCCCAGGACCAACACAGCUUGCUGGAGAAGAUUGUCCCUCAUCUCGAGAGACUGCUGCGUGUCGACAUCAACAUAGACAAGAGCUCGUCAGAAGUGGAGCAGUGGGCGUUCUUUUCAGAGACGAUGGCUGCUCUGGUAGCCAUGCUUCACGAGUACUCUUCGUUCAUGAGGAUUCAGAGUGGCCGCUACAAAACCGGACUCUGUCCAAACAUCACUAAACCUGGCGGGUGCCCGAAGGGAGAGAAAUGUACCUACGCUCACACGGAGGAAGAAAGAGACAGGUACCGCCACCUGGCGAGGGGAGCGAAGAACAAGUCUAGGGAGCUAGGAAGACCUGUGUCUGGUCCCCAGUCCAUUCCAUCCCGCACUGGAACUGGAUGCUGGUCUGGAGACGUCGGCAAUAGACUGGACUCCUCCCCUUUCUCGUCGCUGGGGCCCUCGUACGAGGGCAUGGGUUCGGGGUUUCCGGGAGCGGGCGGAGCCAGCCAUGGUUACCCCACUGGGGGAGAAGCUGUCGGAGUACCUCAGGGAUACUCUGAAUACUCCACGAUGCCUACGGCUGCUGUCGGUGGUACAGCCUCCAUUGUCCUGCAACAAGUCGUGAGACAACCGACCAAUUUGACCUCUGACCCCACCACCAUCAUCUCUGCUCAGCCCCAGCUGGUGGCCUAUAGAAGUCCCCAUCACUCUGGUCCGCUGACUCUCAGUGGGGAGCAGAUAGCUGCAGUCUAUGAUUCUGCAAUAGAUCCCAACUACUUCAGACGGAGUGACAGUAUUCCAGAUGACUAUUCCGUGGUGGGUGUGGCUAGUGACGGCAGACGAUACUCACGAUCUCUCCAUCCCAGCUACCUUACAACUGGGCCCCCUGCGGCCCUGGAGUCAAUCAAGCAGGCACACUCAGACAUCAAGAGGAACAUACAGCAGCCAUGUUACACGUCAGACGACGGGACUCAGCAGCAUUACUCCUCUGCAGGUUACCUCCAGACCCAGGCCCCCGUGCAGUACGAGACUUACUCUUCCACCGGCCGCAGACAAGUGGCCACUGCUACUGCGACUUACGUACAGGAGCCACACCCCGCUGCCGAGCAACGAAUGCAUCACCAUGACAACCACACAGACCAUGCCCCUCCCGAUCAGCAGCACGUCGUGGUGUCCAGUGUGAGUGGGAGUUCAGGUGUGUAUGUUGGGGAGUCACUGCCCGGAGAGGUUGUGAAAGGGGGAGAGGGGGGAGGGGCUGAGGCAGAAGGGAGUGGUCUGGCUGGUCAGAUGUCUCACCUUCAACUUAAAGACCCCACCUACUACGAGACCACACCCUAUUCGGCAGUGGGCGGGGCCAGCAGUGCCGGUGGCUACAUCUCGUCAGAGUCCUAUCCCCAGUACUCCACGUCGCAGUCCAGUCUCCUCCCUCAUUCCUCGUCAUCUAGCCAGAGUCGAACUUUGGACCCUGCGUCACUGCAGACCUCCACUCAGUACACCCCAGGUGGAGGGAGUGAAGGGGUUCGAGCUAGUGGAGUAGGAGGAGGAGGGGAGGUGAGGGUCACGGGAGAAGAGUCGGAGAUCGAGGCGAUGAAGGAGAAGAUUCGUCAGUUGGAGUCGCAGCUGGCGAAAGAGAAGGCGAAGGGCUCGAGCCAGGUGACUGGAGCUCCACCUCCUCUUGUCCCCCACUCCCCAGCCCACAGUGGCCUGCUGUACAGCACGUCCACUGACACCUACCCUGCCACCCAGCAGCUCCAGCACUACGCCACACAAGUUCAGCAGCAGGUCCAGAUGUUCCCUGCCGGGUCAGCCCAGCAGCCAGCCUACUACACCCCAUCUCCUGCCACGCCCACCUACCAGUACACCAACUGGAGUGGGCCGCAGUACUCUGGUGACCUCGCCAGCAGUCUCCAGUCUGGCCCCAUGUCGGGGAGUUACGUAAUCCACCAGCCGGCUCAAGCCCCGCCCCCUCAGCAGACUGUCAGGAGACAUGGCGUGUAUCUACAGCAACAGCAGCCAUUGGCUCAGGAUCUGCUAAACAAGGACCACAUGUUGGCGAUGUACCUUCAGAUCCAGGAGCAGUCGAAACCAUACCACCACCAGCCACACCCAGUCUCCGCCCUCUCCUCGUACACCCCUUCCCCCGCCGCCCAGCAAGCCUCCACCCAGAUGGGGUAUGGGGGCGGAGCCUCGCUGGGGUAUGCCCCCACCAAUCAUUUCCUCCAUUCCUCUGGGACACAGUAUGUCAUGAAGCCAUUCUGAGCGAACCAGCAACACACGUGUGAUUAAUAAACAUUACAUCAGUGCAAUUUGUACAGGAUAAAAUUUACAUUUGCUCCAUAAUUGGAGCGAUUUUUAAUGAGCACUAAUGAUCAAGUCAUUUACUUCACACAACAUUAUCAUUGCAUUUCACAUUUCACUGUGUAUUAUAUAACAUGCAGUCAUACUGGCCAGUUAUGCAAUCAACACUCCAUACAUGUCUGUACAUUUUAUAACAGUGCCCUGAUGAUAAUUAUUCUCUGCUAAUUACUAUACUCCACGCGAAGAGCAGCGGGAGGAGGAAAAGACAAUGAUAAUGUAAAGAGAGAAAAAAGGACGAUAAAAAUAGUUGAGAGAUCAGGAAAUUGGGAGGUGGACCCCAGGCCACAUUUGGCAGUAGAGGAUUGAUGAAUCUCUUCCUACUAGAGCCAGUGUCACCCCUUCUUGGACCUCCUCUUCCUCACUGACAGCUGACUCCCUCCCCUCUGCUGACUCCCCUUCCCUCCUGGUGGCAGAGUGGAGUCUGGAGAGACUGGAGUAAGAAUGUUCCAUGGAGAGAGGUUCAGUGGAAGGCAAUGGUACCACCACACGAACAGGACUCUCCUCUUUUUCCCUGGCUGUAAGAUAGAUGAUCUUCAGAUCUUGACAGGAGUGUACCUUCACCUCACCCCACAGUUUGACUUCAGUGAGGUCCAGGUAGGUCAGCAGGGCUGCCUGAAUCUGGGCACUGUUCCCCAGACCAUAGCUCUGCAUCUCUAGCAGUUUAGGAUGAUUUAGGAGCCAGCUAUUCUCCUUCACCUGCUCCAUCCCACCU
Molecule: messenger RNA, 6370 nt
Organism: Geodia barretti
Lineage: Eukaryota; Metazoa; Porifera; Demospongiae; Tetractinellida; Geodiidae
Source: the annotation of a GenBank genome assembly